This is a messenger RNA of Tachyglossus aculeatus (Australian echidna), 1109 nucleotides long. It is a transcript of the gene TPD52, whose product is annotated as tumor protein D52. The record is from RefSeq and is a predicted model, not a curated record. Gene Ontology annotation, cellular component: mitochondrial small ribosomal subunit; cytoplasm. NCBI's taxonomy places the organism in Eukaryota, Metazoa, Chordata, Mammalia, Monotremata, Tachyglossidae. The transcript has 8 exons. Gene Ontology annotation, biological process: B cell differentiation. The coding region runs from base 105 to 896 and encodes 263 amino acids.
GAAGCGCGGGCGGCGCAGCGGCACCCGAGGCCCGGGCCGGGCGGGACCGGACCGAACCGGAGCGGACCGGACGGAACCGGAGCGGACCGGCCCACAGCGGAGCCAUGGACGGGGGCGGCCGAGACCUGUUGAGGACCGAAUCGCUCCUGGAGGAGGGAGAAGACGCGGCUGCCUCCGUCGGGGCCGGCGAGACCCUGUCGCAGCAGGAGCAGGAGGAGCUGAGGAAGGAACUCGCCAAGGUGGAGGAGGAGAUCCAGACGCUCUCUCAGGUGCUGGCGGCCAAGGAGAAGCGGCUGGCGGACAUCAAGAGGCAACUGGGGGUCAGCUCGCUGCAGGAGCUGCGGCAGAACCUCUCCGAGGCCUGGCAGGACGUGACCGCCACCACCGCGUACAAGAGGACGUCCGAAACGCUGUCUCAGGCUGGCCAGAAGGCCUCGGCGGCCUUCUCGUCCGUCGGUUCGGUCAUCACCAAGAAGCUGGAAGACGUGAGGAACUCCCCUACUUUCAAAUCUUUUGAAGAAAAGGUGGAAACCUUGAAGGGCAGCCCGAGCACGCCUGCGUCGUUCGCCUCCAUGCUGAGGCACUCACCCUUGGUCCAGAUGGGCCCCGCAGCCGACAAGCUGGUGAUCGGACGUAUCUUUCACGUGGUGCAGGAUGACCUCUACGUGGACUUCGGGGCCAAGUUCCACUGCGUGUGCAAGAGACCCCAGCAGGAUGCUGAGAAGUACCGGGAAGGGGCCCGAGUGCGCCUGAGGCUGGUGGAUCUGGAGCUGACGUCCAGGUUCCUGGGAGCCAAGACGGACACCACCCUGCUGGAGGCCGACGCGGUGCUCCUGGGCCUCCUGGACGGCCACACGCCCCCGAAACCCAGAGAGGAAACCCCGGCGAGGGCAUAGCCGGCCGCCAAAGGACGGGACCGGCCCCUCGGCGUCCGGGUCCCCGGGCUGAGCUCCCCCACCCCCUUUCGGGAAUGCUCUGGAAGGAGCACCUCCACACGGGGAGAGGGUAUGAUGGCCGAUUGAUGGGUGAUGCAUUAAGCCCCCACCGCGUGCUGACUGCUACGUGAGGACGAUCAAUAAAGGUCAGGCCUAGCGUCUGCUGUGAAAAUA